AUGACGGUGUCGUGCACACCACAGCGCACGCGCACAACCUUGGCAAACAGCCGAGGGGACGAUAAGAUCUGUCCUGGAUUUGACAGCCGCCCUCGGCGGUGCGGCAGUAAUGUGGUGUGCGUGUGUUUUGUAUGUGUGUGCAGGUAUUGA
Messenger RNA from Pyricularia pennisetigena, 150 nucleotides. RefSeq lists its product as uncharacterized. Lineage: Eukaryota; Fungi; Ascomycota; Sordariomycetes; Magnaporthales; Pyriculariaceae. The coding region runs from base 1 to 150 and encodes 49 amino acids. The record is from RefSeq and is a predicted model, not a curated record. The transcript has a single exon.